CACGAAAGCAUCCGGUUGUGUUCCGGCCGCCGGUCGGUCGGGAAAGUGACGCGAGCAACUGAUCACUCCUUGUGCACUCUCUAGAUAGCUAGAUAUAGCUUUUCAUGCCAAGCUCACAGCUUAUACAGCUUACAAUCACCCAUAGCUCAUACGAUAGAUCAAAAAACCUAGAGAUUCAAGCUACCACCCUCUGUCGCAAGAAGCAUUCAUACGAUGAGCUAUCCCGGAAGCUCGAACGAGGCAAUCUCGUCUCCAAGUCACACAAACCUGGCUAAGAAGCGAAAACGAGAGCGGGCUUGUGACCAUUGUCGAAAGAAGCGAGCUCGGUGCGAUGGAAGUCUGUUUUCGGAAAACGAUUCCUGCUCCAAUUGCCGGGCUCACGGCGUACAGUGUACCUAUAUCCAAGCCUCUGAACGAAGAGGUCCACCAGCCGGCUAUAUCGACGCUUUGGAAUUCCAGGUCAAUCGACUCGAAGCUGCCUUUCGAGAGAACCACACCGAAGAUCAACUUUUCAGGUUGACGGGCCCUCGCUUGAACCGUGAUGACUUCGAUCAGGUUUGGUUCAAUCAGCAGCUCAAAGAUUUGAACAUUCAACGAGUACCGCCUCUCAAGCGGACCCGGAAACCCAAGCAGGAAUCUAGCCGAGAUGAUGGCACUUCGUAUCAGCCCAAGGAGCAAUAUCAGACAGGAAAUACAGGAUAUACAGGGAAUACAGGGGAUUACAGAACCGAAUACGAUACGAAGGACCUUGGCAGACUGCCAACAGAUCCUGCAAGAAACUCGAUCGGUCGAAAUGAACCGAUGGCAUCACGCUACUUCGGCCGAAGCAGCGGGGUUGACAUGCUCCACUGGAUGCAACAACAGAAAGCGACCGCCUUGCAAGAACUCCCGCCCACUGGACUAGGAAAAUUCCAGCCGCCGACCUAUACGGCGCAGUGGGAGAAAGAAACGCUCGCGGACCCGCAGACAAGCCCCAUCGAUUACGCCAUUUGGCCUCACGAGGAUCUGGCAGAACAACUCAUCAAAGCUUACUUCGAUUUUGAGAACCUUACAGUCCCCAUUCUGAAUCGAAUACUAUUCAAAAGAGACUACUGGGCGCUGCGGUGGCGUCAUGAUCGCGGCUUCGCUCGAGUAUGCCUCGCAGUGUUUGCCCUGGGUGCAUCUCGAGUAGAUGACCCGGAGGUGUACUGGCCUCGACAGACUCCUGCAGAUUCGCAGGUGUCCAUUCGGCAUUCUUCAGGAUGGAAAUAUAUACAUUCCGUCAUAUCUACAUCAACUACCGGGACGAAUCCCGUUACUCUAGAGCAACUUCAAGCCGAUGCUCUUUUGACAGCGUUCCUUGUGCAGCGGAAAAAUUACAGCGAGGCGUGGCUCUACGCAGGCGCUGGAAUUCGAAGUUGCAUCGAUAUCGGUCUGCAUGUAACGGCUGGAUUAGAGCGUUUCAACGAUAGGACUCUGCUCGAGCUAUACAAGCGGGCACUCUGGUGCUUGGUGUACUUCGAUCGAAGCUGUUCUCAGGUCAUGGGCCGACCGAUGGCGAUUCCUUUAGAAGCACUCGAUGAUGGAAAGUUCAACCUGCCAUCGGACAUUGACGACGAGUUUUGGGAUACCGGGAAUAUCGCCACUGACUUCCAGCAACCAAGCGACAAGCCCAGCAAGUUGGCGUUCUUUUUGAACCUUCUCAAAGUACAGAAGCAUGCUAUGAUCGCCAUUGAUAGUGGGCGCUGCAACCCGAAUAGCGGGAACGAACGGGUUGGCCACAGCUCUUCCGCUGCUCGGACUUUUGAUCUCGCUCUGCAGUCCUGGCGGAAUCAUGAUCUCCCUCAACACCUAAGAUGGUCGGGGAAGCACUCUGAUAUUGGCUUUCUGAUACAGAGCGGAGUUCUCGAAGGCAUUGCCUCUCAGUUUCAGGUGUUCCUUCACCGCCCGUUGUUGCCUAUCGAUUUGCGGCAACCUGACCCACAAGGGAUCGAGUCGGCAAGGAUCUGUGAUGAAGCCGCCCGAACUUCCUGUCGUAUAGCUCGCACCCUCGCCAAUCGACAUGCUCUCCAUCACGCUCUAGCGAUGCCGAUUUUUGCAAGUGCUAUCAUGAGACUAUUCUUCUUUUACGCCAGCCCUGCCAGCCCCAGCGAUGCUCCUGAACAAGCUCAAAUUACGGCACAAAGCGACAUUCAGACUUGUCUUCAAGCUCUGGAUGAGAUCAGUCUCGGACGAGGCGCCCGUAUCAAGGAUAUACUGCUGGAUCUUUUCACGAUCUCUCAACCAAGCUGGCCCGUGAAACAAGGUCAAUCAUCGGGAAGUCGAAACCGUACAGGCAUUGAAGCAAGCUCUGGAGCAUACGAGGCCUCCUCCAUCCGUCUGAACGGAGCCUCAGCAAGCGUCCCCACUCACGAAAGUCCGCCAGAGAUGAACUUUGCGACCUUUCAGACGGGAUUUCCAGUGGAGCAGUUUGGCCAAUCGUUCGAGCCCUUGCAUCAGUUCUGGAACGCAGCCCCGAGUGGAUUCGAUCUCAAUGAAUGGUCUUCAUUUCUAUCAAUGAAUUACUUCGACAACCAAGAGCCUUACGGAACUUAGCGAUCGAGUCGCCGAAUCGAUCAGGACUAGCCGAUCGAUCAAUCAAUCAAGUCGAUGAGGAGAUUCAGUGGCAUGUCUAGCAUGCGUUAGACAUUGCCAGACUAUCUGGUGCGGGAGGCCAAUCGUGCGUGAACGCAGGACCGGAAUUAAUAAAGGCUUCGCUCGAAACCAAGGUAUUGAGCGUCCUCGACCUUUCACCUACGAUCGAUCUCGGCGCAGUGUACGAUUAUAUAUGAAGCAUAUUAUAGGUGACAUCACGCUGUAGCUUGACAUGAACGUUUCUUGCGAGGAACGAGGCUAUGUCUAGCAUUUAGGAUUAACCCUAACCUUGUGUGAUGAAAUCGGAUGUCGAUGGCGCCCCGCCAGUUACGUCGUUCUUAAAGACCGGCUCGUUGUUAAGCCUUGAGCCUAGCUGCCGAUUCGGUUCGUCCUUCGUAC
Messenger RNA from Filobasidium floriforme, 3012 nucleotides. Its product is annotated as fungal-specific transcription factor domain-containing protein. Lineage: Eukaryota; Fungi; Basidiomycota; Tremellomycetes; Filobasidiales; Filobasidiaceae. Bases 214 to 2574 code for a protein of 786 amino acids. Gene Ontology annotation, molecular function: zinc ion binding; DNA binding; DNA-binding transcription factor activity, RNA polymerase II-specific. The transcript has 16 exons. Gene Ontology annotation, biological process: regulation of DNA-templated transcription; DNA-templated transcription. The record is from RefSeq and is a predicted model, not a curated record.